This is a messenger RNA of Bradysia coprophila, 855 nucleotides long. RefSeq lists its product as uncharacterized. NCBI's taxonomy places the organism in Eukaryota, Metazoa, Arthropoda, Insecta, Diptera, Sciaridae. Gene Ontology annotation, biological process: carbohydrate metabolic process. The record is from RefSeq and is a predicted model, not a curated record. Gene Ontology annotation, molecular function: hydrolase activity, acting on carbon-nitrogen (but not peptide) bonds.
UUUUUUUUUUGUUAAAUGUCUCUGGAAUUGGACCGUCUUUCCGUUACAUCAAUGUUUCAUACAAAGUAUUUACUCUGUGUAGUUUAUUGUUUUGUGGUUAGUGGUGUUACAGCUAAUAUAAAUAGCUUGAAUAAUGAUGACGGCAUCUACAGCGAAUGUAUUAACUAUGGAGAUUUUGCAAUUACAUUCGACGAUGGCCCAUCAAGCAAUACUGAAGCUGUUUUAGAUGUGCUCAAAGCAAAAGGCGUGCAUGCAACAUUUUUCAUUAACGGUGAUAACUUUGAAAGCAUCGACGAUCAAGCAACGCGUAACAAAAUGAAACGGAUUGUCGAAGAAGGUCAUCAACUCGGAAGUCACACCUGGUCUCACGCCGACCUAACGGCUCUAAGUUCGGAGGCCAUUCGAAGUGAAAUGUUAGAUCUUGAGAGUAAGGUCGAAGAGCUGCUAGGGUUUAAGAUGUCAAUAAUGAGGCCGCCGUACGGUAGAUUUAAUGAUACUGUGAUGGAUAUCAUUCGUGGUGAACUGAAUUAUUCGGUCAUCAUUUGGAACUUGGAUACAAAUGACUGGUCGAACCUAGCUAAUUGGAACAUUAGCUUUCAAGCAUAUGUAGACGCAACCGAGUACGACACCAAUCUUAACUCUAGUUUCAUUGCGCUUCAUCAUGACUUUGCAGAUGGUAGUGCGGAGCUAGCAGCACAUGCUAUUGAUUACGUUCUAGACAAAGGAUUUAAGCUAGUCACAAUUUCGGAAUGCCUAGGAAUACCUAACGAUAACAGCGGUGUAAAUUGCUCUGCAAGUCAUUCUGUGUACCUCAUAAUGUUGUUAUGUAUUUGCUUUAUUGUAAAGAUUUAAAAA